ACGUCCCCCUUUUACGCUGUUAUAUGUCUGUUGGGUGUAUUUGCCUUCACAGCAAUCUGGGCUAUGCAGAGACCAAAGACCAAGGUAAUCAAAAACAGGAAGUAAAGUAAACCACAAGCCAUUUACUGUGGUGUACAACGGACCUGCCAUGAUAGUUCCUUAACAGAACUGCUGGUUCUUGAAGAAUUUCCACCAUGAGACUUAACUUCUGUCUGACCGUCCUCUGUAUGUCCAUCUUAGCGGCGUCCAUCCUCUCCGUGGAAACUGAUAGUGAAGAUUCAGACUGUGAAUUUGAACUGAGAGUACGACGCAACACAGUUUAUGAAGUUUUCCUCGGGGAAGACUUAAAGAUUAACUGCACAGUUCGUUUCUGCAACGACUCAGGACCAACAGUCUCCUGGUAUAAAUUUGAGAAAGGAUUUGUUCCUGUCAAUGUGAGCAGUGGCAGUCACAUUAAAACAGGGUGGGAAGAUGUAAAACAUUUGGAAGGAAUAUCGUAUUUGAUCUUCAAAAACAUUCUCAUGAGCAACUCAGGUGUGUAUCAGUGUCGAAGUGGUCUCAUUGUGGGACACCCCAUCAACGUCUCUGUCAUUGAUUGUGUUGAGCUCACCGAUGUUACAGUGCAGACUAACACAAUGACAUUUAACAGCUCUAGCCCAACAGUUCAGGACGCCCGCCUGCCAUAUGUGUACCGUCUGGCUGCAAUCAUGGUGUUUGUCAUCAUAUUGAUAAUUAUAUGGGCUACAUCAAAAUACGGCUGUAAAGGUGUCUGCUGUGCAGGAAGAUCCAGAGACAAGUCAGAUCCGAGCUGCCAGCGCUCCCGUCGUUCCUUGCGUAACACUCAUGUCUAUGAAAACGAUCCCUAGUCCUCGUGUCUGUGCCUUGAGAGGGGAUGACACACACAAAGGGCCACAGGUCGGAUUCGAACCCAUAGACGCUCCACCCGGUGAGCCCCUGAUAGGUUAAAUCUGAAGAUAUUAGCUCAAUGAUUAAUAUUAAAACAUUUCAUAUGAUUCAUUUCAAGAUUUGGACACUUGUGACUUGCGUCUGAUUUAGUCACAUUUUUACUGACGUGUGUGUUAAAUGAGUUUAUUAUAGCUUGGUUUUGUUGUUAUGUUUUAUAUUCUUUAUUUGGUUUUAAUGGCUUUAUAAUAAUCAAUGACAAAAUAUGAUGAACGUCUUAAUAAUGGUGCGUUUACUGUCAUGAAUAAGAAUGGGUCUUACUGUUGUCUCCAUUUUUGUUCUUUUGAAUUCCUGUAAAUUAAAAUGCAACGAUACAGAAGUGAAA
Molecule: messenger RNA, 1288 nt
Organism: Dicentrarchus labrax (European seabass)
Lineage: Eukaryota; Metazoa; Chordata; Actinopteri; Moronidae
Product: B- and T-lymphocyte attenuator-like
Exons: 5
Coding region: 195-866 (223 amino acids)
Biological process (GO): immune response-regulating cell surface receptor signaling pathway
Cellular component (GO): plasma membrane
Molecular function (GO): signaling receptor activity
Source: RefSeq, a predicted model, not a curated record